UGUACCCGUCUGGCUUCCUCUCUCUCUCUCUCUCUCUCUCUCUCUCUAGACGAAGGACAUCCAAAGCUCCGUGCUCCUUUACGCGGAAAGACCAGAGAGCCAUCGUCAUGGGCGAGAAAGAUGAUCUGGGCUUGAGCUUGAGCCUGAGCUUCCCUCAGAGCCAUCUUCACCGCCAUCAUCAGCAUCCACAAUCUCUGCAGCUGAACCUCAUGCCCUGUUUGGUCCCGUCCUCUGCUUCGUCUGCUCAGUCUGGGCUCAAUCUUCAAAAGCGAACUUGCAACGACGCCUUCGCUUCUUCUUCAGAUCGGAACUCCGAGACGCGAUCGUUCCUUCGGGAGAUCGACGUGAACAGAGAGCCGUCGGCGGCGGUGGCUGCGGCGGACUACGGCGAGGACGAGGCCGGGGUGUCGUCGCCGAACAGCAUGGCGUCGACGGUGAGCGGGAAGCGGAGCGAGAGGGAUCACCAGAGCCAGACCAACGGCGACGACCUCGACAACGAGAGGGCGUCCUCUCGCGGCGGCGGUGGCAGCGACGAGGAGGACGGGGACAUGUCGAGGAAGAAGCUCCGGUUGUCCAAGGACCAGUCCGCCGUUCUCGAGGAGAGCUUCAAAGAACACAACACCCUCAAUCCUAAGCAGAAGCUGGCGCUGGCGAAGCAGCUCGGGCUCCGGCCCAGACAAGUGGAGGUCUGGUUCCAGAACAGAAGAGCGAGGACGAAGUUGAAGCAGACGGAGGUGGAUUGCGAGUACCUGAAGCGGUGCUGCGAGAGCCUGACGGAGGAGAACCGGCGGCUGCAGAAGGAGGUGCAGGAGCUGCGGGCGCUCAAGCUCUCCCCCCAGUUCUACAUGCACCUCUCCCCUCCCACCACCCUCACCAUGUGCCCCUCCUGCGAGCGCGUGGCCGCCCCGCCCCACUCCGGCCGCCCCCUUGCUGCCGUCCCGCCCCACGGCCACCCCGUGCCCCUCAUCAACCCGUGGGCCCCCGCGGCCGCCCCCCUCGCCCAUGCCGCCUUCGACGCCCUCCGCUCCUGCUCGUGAGCCCGGCGGGGGGGUCGCAGUCGGGGUCGGGGUCGCUGUCGUACCCGUGGGCGUUUUGGUCAUUUUGCAGGACGUGUCGCGGUCGAAGCAAUUGGGGGAAUUGUACAAAUUGUCAGUAGUGUUUGGUGUCUAAGGAUAUGGUUUGUCGGAAAUGAGAUUUUGGAGGGUCGACAAUGUUUUGUACCGCGACCCCAUCUUUUGCCCUAAAGUUUAGGAUUUGGGAGGAAGACCUCGAAAAAUUUGUAAUUUCCGGUUAAUUUUACUAACCUAUGAACAUUGGUUGUCUGAUUUGAGA
Rhodamnia argentea is the source of this 1332-nucleotide messenger RNA. RefSeq names its product homeobox-leucine zipper protein HAT4-like. The transcript is spliced from 4 exons. Gene Ontology annotation, molecular function: sequence-specific DNA binding; DNA-binding transcription factor activity, RNA polymerase II-specific. The record is from RefSeq and is a predicted model, not a curated record. Gene Ontology annotation, cellular component: nucleus. Gene Ontology annotation, biological process: regulation of DNA-templated transcription. Lineage: Eukaryota; Viridiplantae; Streptophyta; Magnoliopsida; Myrtales; Myrtaceae. The coding region runs from base 108 to 1037 and encodes 309 amino acids.